This is a messenger RNA of Antechinus flavipes (yellow-footed antechinus), 5040 nucleotides long. RefSeq names its product zinc finger protein 507 (gene ZNF507). Bases 1 to 2871 code for a protein of 956 amino acids. The transcript is spliced from 5 exons. Lineage: Eukaryota; Metazoa; Chordata; Mammalia; Dasyuromorphia; Dasyuridae. Gene Ontology annotation, biological process: regulation of gene expression. The record is from RefSeq and is a predicted model, not a curated record. Gene Ontology annotation, cellular component: nucleus.
AUGGAAGAUACCAGCAGUGUUGCAGUAUUGGUACCUGGUAUUGGUGAACAAGAAGCUGUAUUGAUUUCUGAAACUGUCAUCAGUCCAUCAUUGGAAAUAGGUGAUGAACAGAGAAAAUAUAAAACAGAUCCACUUAUUGAUGUUAUCCAGAAAUUGAGCAAGAUUGUAGAAAGUGAAAAGUCACAGAGAUGCCUUUUAAUUGGGAAAAAACGCUCUCAUCCAAAUGCUUCAGUGCUCUCUCUUGAAACACAAGACCUUUGUGAGAUUCCAGCCAAAACAAUUGAGCUACCUGCUACUGGCAGCAAAAAGACUGAGGAGUUGCAAAGAGAUUAUUAUAUCACUGAUUAUUUUCAAGAGAAUAAUAGAAAGACUAUGUGUUACCAGUGCAGUCUUUGUAAGUUCCUAUCUUCUUCUUUGUCUGUGUUAAAAGAGCAUAUCAAACAGCAUGGUCAACAAAAUGAAGUGAUAUUAAUGUGCUCUGAGUGCCAUUUUGUAUCUAAGAGCCAAGAAGAACUUGAAGCUCACAUUUUAAAUUACCAUGGAAGUGAUGCCAAAAUUCCUGUUGAAUCCAAAGUUCAGCAGUGCACUGGCCUCUCCAACCCCUCGCAUCAGGGUACAAUAGAAGGGAAUCUCAAAACAGUUGAGGAUCUCACAAUGAACUUGGACAAUAAUGACGUGCAAACAAUCCGAGCUUCUUCUAUUGCAGAAAUAGGAAGGAGAAAAUGGUAUACAUGUGAACAAUAUGGUAUGUACCGAUGCUUGAUUUGUAGUUAUACUUGUGGUCAGCAGAGAAUGUUGAAAACACAUGCUUGGAAGCAUGCAGGGGAAGUAGAUUGUUCCUAUCCAAUUUUUGAAGAGGAAAAUGAAACUCUUGGAUUAUCAGACUCCUCAGCUACCACAGCUCAAGGAGUUGAAACAGUAGUUCUUGCUUUAGAGGAUGAAGAGCUGGGUAUUCAUAGUGCGCAGUCUGUUCAGGUGCAAAUCUGUAGUUCAGAGCAACUGUCAUGCAGAUCUGUUGAACAAAAUAGAGAAGUGAGUGAAAGCCUAAGACAGUCUGCUACCCUUGACCCAAAUGGAGAAGAAAUAUUGGAGGUGAUAUCUGAUACAGAGGACAAUCUAAUGGCUGAUAGCCUACUUUCAUCAGCACAGAAAAUCAUUAACUGCAGCCCAAAUAAAAAAGGUCAUGUUAAUGUAAUAGUGGAACGUUUGCCUAGUGCUGAAGAAACAGUAUUACAAAAACCUUUUCUGAUGAAUACUGACAUGGAAGAGGAAAAAAACCUGAUUUCCACAAAAACCCAGAUUGUACGUGAAGAAACAGAUGAAGCUUAUCAUACUGAUAAAAGCACUGUUGAAAUUGAAGAGGUGAUCAUAGGAUGGAGCAAUCCUGAGAAGAAAGACAAUGAGAUAAUUUCAAAUAAAGUUUUGGCUGCUGAUGAGAAUGCCCCUCCAGGCCGGAGAAGGACAAAUUCAGAAUCCCUAAGGCUGCACUCUUUAGCAGCAGAAGCUCUAGUAACAAUGCCUAUAAGGGCUGCAGAAUUAACACGAGCCAGUCUUGGCCACUAUGGGGAUGUAAACCUUUUAGAUCCUGAUACUGGGCAGAGACAAGUUGAAAAUACUAUAGCAGCAUAUUCUAAAUUGAUGUCUCCACUUAAUUCUUCAGAAGUGUUAACUAACUUUAACCAAAGUGAUUCUGCAUUGGUAGAAAUUACUGAGGACAAACAGGAAUUGUCAGAAGUUCCCGUUAAAAUGGGUAUCAGUAUGUCUCUGCUCACUGUAAUUGAAAAAUUGAGGGAAAGGACCGACCAGAAUGCUUCAGAUGAUGACAUUUUGAAAGAAUUGCAGGACAAUGCACAGUGUCAGCCUACUGGUGAUACAAGCUUGCCUGGAAGCAGCUUAGUAGAAUUUAUCCCUAAUGCUGAUCGACCAUACCGUUGCCGGUUAUGUCACUAUACUAGUGGUAACAAAGGUUACAUUAAACAGCACUUGCGAGUUCACCGGCAGAGACAGCCUUACCAAUGUCCUAUUUGUGAACACAUAGCUGACAACAGCAAGGAUCUAGAGAGCCACAUGAUCAAUCACUGUAAAACCAGGAUGUACCAAUGCAAACAGUGUGAAGAAUCUUUUCAUUAUAAGAGCCAGCUGAGGAACCAUGAAAGAGAGCGACAUAAUGUUCCAGAUAAUUUGUCAAAAGUAAAUCCAAAUGAACCAAUAGUUUCAAAUGAGGCAGCUGAAGGAAAAUGUGUUCGGGAAGGUAAUAGAUCUUCAAUCCAGAGGCUAUAUAAAUGUGAUGUGUGCGAUUACACAAGUACAACCUAUGUUGGUGUCCGGAAUCACAGGCGAAUCCAUAGCUCUGAUAAGCCAUACAGGUGUUCUUUGUGUGGAUAUGUAUGUAGCCAUCCUCCUUCUUUGAAAUCCCAUAUGUGGAAACAUGCAAGUGACCAAAAUUAUAACUAUGAACAAGUAAAUAAGGCUAUCAAUGAUGCCAUUUCACAAAGUGGCAGGGUUCAAGGACAAUCCCCUGGAAAGAUUUUAUCAGACAGCACUGAUGAAAAAACUAAUUCUGUUGUGGGGAUUUCAGAAAAUUUGGCAUCAUAUUCAGAAACAGUUCAUCAGUCUCCCAGUGAAGUUAUAGGGCCCAGUGAGAAUAAAAAACUUAGCCCCACAAAGAAUAAUACCUCACAGAAUUCAGAAAAGAAUCCCAAACAGGCUCCUCCCAAUAUGGAAUACUGUGUUUUGCUCUUCUGUUGUUGUAUUUGUGGUUUUGAGUCUACUAGCAAAGAAAAUCUCUUAGAUCAUAUGAAAGAGCAUGAGGGUGAAAUUAUAAACAUAAUUCUAAAUAAGGACCACAACUCAACUCUAAGCACAAAUUAAUUGGAAUAAUUUUCUUGGCAGCAGCUCUAUCUUUGUUAAUAUCAAUUGAGGUACUGGAUAAAGAGGAAAUUCCUUGAGUGAUAUUCUUGUAAAUGGAAAGUGUGAUUUUGGUGAACUAAAUCCCUAUUGCAAUAAGAGAAGGAACUCUAAAUGGGGAGUACUUAAUAAGGAAUAAAUAGUCCCAGUUAGGGGGAGGAAAUGAGAAAACAAAGUUGAUAUUGAUCCUGUGUUCCUCCAUCUUGUGCCAAAUUUUUGCAUUUCCAAAUACCUAUUGUAGACAUGGACAAAGGAAUUGAUAGAAAGUGUUUUCAGGAACGAUUGUAGUAAAAAUAUCUCAUUUAUUUUUUGGCAAAGGUUAUCUAUCCUUUCCAGCUGAUGGCAUAAUAACUCUUGGGGUAGAAAGGAAUUUUACCUAAGAAAAACUAGAUCUGUUCUCAGUGUUACUAAAAAGAAAGGUAAGAUCAGAAAGGAAGCAAUGGUCAAGUGGGACAAUAGAGUGUUUUCAGAUUCUUAAUUAAUUUGGAGUUAAUAUUUGGAAUCCCAUACUGAACUGAAAGGAAAUAAUCAUCCAGUCAGGGUUGACAUAAAUAGUAUUUGAUCCUAUGUUUAUGUGAACACAAAACUUAGCAACCUCUAUAUUCAAAUUUAGUUUGCAAGUAGACAUUUUAAAAGUAUUAUAAUUUAUGUAUAUGGGGUCAUCUUUAAGGAGGGGAUAAGAGAGAAAUAACAGGUAAUCUUUCCCUCUAAAAAUCAGAAAUCCAGUUUCAUGGAAAUAAUUACAAAAGUGCAGUAUUCAUAUUACCACUAAAAGGCUCAGUGAUAUUCAGAGCAUUGUAAUUUUAUAAAUAGGAAGACCAUUCAAUCCCACCUCCCAAGUAAAAGCAGGCAUGCUACCAGAUAGAAGUUUAUUAAAACUUUUAAAUAUGAAGAAUUUCAUUUGUUGAUUGCUAAACCAUUUUUAUGACAGCUGUCAUCCUCUAAGUAAAAAAAGUGUGUGAUAGUUUUUUCUUUGACAAAUGGUUUCUCUUUAAAUCAUUUAAGAUAAAGAAGGAGAAAUUUGAUGGCACUUAAAAUGAGGAUUUCUGUUAUUUUUGUUUUAAUUUACAAAGUUUAUGAAUGUCAUAGUUUUAUAUUUACCUGCAAAAAUGGGAUAAUAAGCAUAAGUGCUGUAUCCUGAAAAAUCCAAAUCACCUAUAGAAGUUUAAAUAAACAGGGUUUAGUAGUCUUCAAGGAUAUGUUUUACCUAAGAAAAAUAUAGAAGUUUAAUAUUCUAUGAGGGAGAGAUAUGAAGAGCUUUUUUUUUUUUUUUUUUUUUUUUAAGGCAAUUGCCUUCAAACCUGCUAUCAUAUAGAUAUAAUUCUCCCUUCUAGUUUUUCAACAAUUACAAGUUUGGUGUAAGAAACUUUAUUAUAAUGUAUUUCAAAGAGUGAUAGCAAGAAGGAUGUUUCUUUUGUAUUUAUUAUCACGUAUUUAUGCAUAAUUUCUGUUACAGAAAUAAGCUGUAACUACAGAUCUGAAAGGCUGGUGUACGCCCAGUGCACCAUGUUCAUGGUGCUAUUUCUGCAUUUAUUUUCUAAUAUCUUCCUGAUCAAAGACUGUGAUGCUGGGCAACUUAGAAUUUGUUGGGGGUGUUAUGUAUACCUUUCUUACUUGAGGUAGCAAAAUAAGCUUCAAAGUCUACAAAAUGGAGUUAAAUUUUUAAGGUGUCCUUAUGGAAUACUUUGAGUUACAGCACUAUCUGAUGUGUUUUUUUACAUUAUAAUUUGACAAUGACUUAGGUUACACAUGCAUAAGUAUAUUAAAUAAAAUUGAGAUUUUUACAGCAAUGUCAUAUAGUUCAUUAAUUAAAAUUGCCUUUUGCCCUUUUAUUGUUUUUUAAGUCCAUUUGAGAUUUUUUUUAACUGCAAAACAUUUGUAUGUAAUAUAUCACUGAAUCCAAUGUGUAUGGAAUAACAAGAAUUUUACAUUUUCUUAGUGUCCUCUUUUCAGAAUCAAAAUGCAAUUUAAUUAAUUUUGAAUAAGAGACAAAUAUUUUGAUGAUAACAUUGUCGUCACAAUAGUCAGAACUGAUAUUGUGGGCCAGACAUUUUUAUUUCCAGUCAUUAAAUUUAGAGGAUAUAAUUUUAAGGUUUUUUUUUUUUUUUUUUAAGUAUAGAAGGACAACUUUAA